AUGCGUGUGGCGUGCGACAUUGCCAAGGAGUGCAUUGAGGUCCUUCAACCGCACCAACACCCGCCCGAAGGCAUCGUGGACAACUUGAUGCACUUCCUGACGCAGAAGUGUGUGGUCAAGUGUCGCACCUUGAGCGAUGAAGCUGAAAAGAAGAGUGGCCAGUUGCACGCCCAACUCGAGUCUUUGAAGGACAAGUUGAAGGCAGCGACGAGGCCACCGAAUUCACCCAAGGCGAAAGGAAAAAAGGCUAAGGCUAAGGCUAAGGUGAAGAAGAUGUUCAGCGGGAGUCGCGCCCGUGUAGACACGCUGAACCAGAAGAUCAAGGAUGUCCAAACAGAGAUCAAGGAGCUUGGUACAAACCUCAUGAAUCCCCAUGAGGUUGACCUGUCCGAAUUGGCCGACGCGAGCAAGGUGGCAUUGGUGGUUGAAAAGUAUCAAGCAUUCCUGGCAAACAUUGCCGUGAAGGGAUCUGGGACUCCUUUUGACGAACUACUCCCACCAACUGCAAGGGCAAACCUCGAGUAUUUGCUGCAGCAAAAGCGGGUCCAGGAUGCCUUGCAAUGUGGGGAGGAAGUUGCAGCGAACCUCGACCAGAACCCAGCGCAUCAGCUCCAUGCGGGCAAAUUCAUGCCGACGAUCCUUGCUAGCAUUUCUCACAUGUGGUUUGGCAACUAUAUUGAGAGGUGA
Durusdinium trenchii is the source of this 687-nucleotide messenger RNA. NCBI's taxonomy places the organism in Eukaryota, Dinophyceae, Suessiales, Symbiodiniaceae. The record is from the annotation of a GenBank genome assembly.